AUGGUAUUAGCGGACUUGGGCCGCAAGCUCAAUGCCGCCCUCUCUUCCCUCAAUAGAGCCCCCGUCGUUGAUGAGAAAAUUCUCGAUGCGACUCUGAAAGAAAUUACUGCUGCUCUCCUCGAAUCGGACGUCAAUGUCAAGCUCGUCGCAUCUCUGCGACAAAAGGUCAAGGCAAAAGUAAAAGCCGCUCUUGAAAGCGCAGACAAGGCCAAGGAAGCCAACCGGAAGAAUCUCAUUCAAAAGGCUGUCUUUGAUGAGCUCGUGCACUUGGUGGAUCCUGGCGUCGAGCCCUAUAAACCAAAGAAGGGGCAGUCGAACGUGAUAAUGGCCGUCGGUCUGCAGGGUAACGGUAAAACUACGACAUGCACAAAGCUUGCUGUACACUACCAAAAACGAGGCUUCAAGUCUGCCAUCGUCUGUGCAGAUACUUUUCGUGCCGGCGCUUUCGACCAAACACGCCAGUCAGCGACGAAAGCCAAGGUCGCGUACUUUGGAUCGUACACGGAGACGGAUCCGGUGGUAAUCGCUGCUCAGGGUGUUGCAAAGUUUAAAAAAGAGCGGUUUGAAGUUAUCAUUGUGGAUACCUCUGGACGGCAUAAGCAGGAGUCGGAGUUGUUCGAGGAAAUGGUACAAAUCGGUGAAGCAGUCAAUCCGAAUAUGACCGUUCUCAUUCUCGACGCUAGCAUCGGUCAAGCUGCCGAGGCGCAAAGUCGAGCCUUCAAAGAGAGCGCAAACUUCGGAGCAAUUAUCGUAACUAAGAUGGAUGGUCAUGCGAAGGGUGGAGGCGCCAUUUCUGCCGUCGCAGCCACAAAGACACCAAUAAUCUUCCUCGGUGUAGGCGAACAUCUACACGAUCUGGACCGAUUCUCUCCCCAGCCGUUUAUAUCAAAGCUUUUGGGUCUGGGCGAUGUUCAAGGACUCAUGGAACACAUGCAAGAUCUCGCAACACAAAAUCCAGACAAGCAAAAGGAAAUGGCGAAGAAACUGGAAGAAGGUAAACUAAGUAUUCGAGACUGGCGAGAGCAAAUAUCAAAUGUUAUGAAUAUGGGACCGAUAAGCAAAAUUGCAUCAAUGAUACCAGGUCUACCUCAGGAUUUAUUGCAAGGGUCGGAUGAGGAGGGAGCGAUGAGGAUGAAACGGAUGAUAUACAUAACGGAUAGCAUGACAGCGGUGGAACUGGACUCUGACGGUACACCAUUCAUGGAAAUGGGCAAGGAUGGCAAGCCGACUGGACUAACGUGGCGUGUGACACGGGUUGCCCGGGGAAGUGGAACGAGCGUACGCGAAGUGGAAGAACUGCUUUGUCAAUACCGGAUGAUGGCGAACAUGGCGAAACAAGCAGGUGGGAAGAAUGGGUGGCUGUCGGCGAUGCAAAAAAUGCAGGCAGCGGCUGGUGGCAAAGGACGUGGAGCGAAUGGAAUGCCGACGCCUGCUCAGAUACAGGCGAUGCAGCGGGCUAUGCCUCCUGGUAUGCUGCAACAGAUGCAACGACAGAUGCGCAAUGGGGGUGGGAUGCAAGAGAUGAUGAAGGCGAUGAUGCAGGGCCAAGGAGGGGACCAGAUGGACAUGGAGGAGAUGCAGAGGAUGAUGGCUUCUAUGGGAAACGGGCUGGGUGGAUUAGGCGGCUUGGGGGGACUUGGUGGAGGGAUGGGAGGGAUGGCGGACAUGCUCAAGAUGAUGGGUAUGGGCGGGCCGGGACGGUAA
This is a messenger RNA of Guyanagaster necrorhizus, 1704 nucleotides long. Its product is annotated as signal recognition particle protein. Lineage: Eukaryota; Fungi; Basidiomycota; Agaricomycetes; Agaricales; Physalacriaceae. Gene Ontology annotation, biological process: SRP-dependent cotranslational protein targeting to membrane, translocation; SRP-dependent cotranslational protein targeting to membrane. The coding region runs from base 1 to 1704 and encodes 567 amino acids. The transcript is spliced from 9 exons. Gene Ontology annotation, molecular function: endoplasmic reticulum signal sequence receptor activity; GTPase activity; 7S RNA binding. The record is from RefSeq and is a predicted model, not a curated record. Gene Ontology annotation, cellular component: cytosol; signal recognition particle, endoplasmic reticulum targeting.